Apis cerana (Asiatic honeybee) is the source of this 5765-nucleotide messenger RNA. Its product is annotated as Kv channel-interacting protein 1. Gene Ontology annotation, molecular function: calcium ion binding. Lineage: Eukaryota; Metazoa; Arthropoda; Insecta; Hymenoptera; Apidae. The record is from RefSeq and is a predicted model, not a curated record.
CCCGGCUCGAUAACGUCGUUGCGCUCGUGUCACCGUUUUACGCCGUUUUAUCAUUGAAUAAUAAUAAUAAUAAUAGUAAACGAUCGAAUAAUUUGUGAUAUAAAGUGAUAUAAAGCGAUCAGUGGCGUUGUUAUCGCGAAUUUAUUGCGACUCGACGGCUACGUCCCUUGCAUCUACAUUUCCACAUCCCCUUCUUCCCUGAAGGGGGAGGGAAUUGAUUUUAAAUUUGUUCAAUAUUUUGGAUACAUUUAUUUUUCGAGUAUUUAAAUAUUUCUCGAUUAUAUUUACUCGAGAACGUUCUAUCUUGUUCGGUAUUAGUGUUGAAAAUCAAAACUUUUAUUUUUUUGAAAUAUUCUUUGAAGUUUCAUUUAUUGGGGUAGAUUCUUUAGAGAAGGAAAAUAAUAGAUUUUUGAAUGUAGAACAUUUUUGCGAUAUCGAAUCGAGGGACGUAGCAUCGUCGAUUCGAUGAUUAUUAAUUGUUGCUCGUUUUUCAUAAUGCGUGAUGUAGCUAUGGAAAAUUAUCAAAGGGAUUUCGACGAUUUCGAUUUUUUUGACGAUUGGGCUCGAAGAAGCCUGCGAGUACGGCGUCAGGAGAUCGCGGGGCCCUCCUCUGAAAGAAGGGGCUCCGCGCGAGAAGGGGCACGUAAACGUAGUACCCCUGGACCCGUCGUGGUGUUGUCCGCCGGGGGUGGCGGUGGUGGUGGGGGCGGAGGUGGGUGCAGACGCCGUGACUUGGAACGACGCGGAGGUGGCGGUCGGGGGGCUCCCUGUCUUGCCACCAUCAGCUCCUCUGUCGCGGGGAGCGCGGGGGGUUGUGGCCCUGUGGUGGGGCUUCCCUCCUAUAAAAAGCGUCAAGGUAGCGGUGCCGCCUGGGGUCGUGGUAGCCGUGGCCGCGGCAGAGGUCGCGGGGGCGGCGCGAGCCUCCUCGGUUCAGGCGUCGCCCCCGCGAAUUACAAUUCAGGACUGCAGGGCGUAGCGCCUGAGCUGCGAGAGGUGGUGAACAUUCUCGGGGAGAGGAACCAGGUUGGCACGCUGACAGGCGUGGGGCCGCCGCCGGGAGCGUUGGACAGCGACGGGCAGGGGGACGAGGAGGAGGGCACCUCGACGAAAAGGCCGCCUAGGCCCCUCUACAGGAGGCUGAUCAAUUACGUUCGACAGGCGUGGACCGGAGUGAAAUUCGCUUUAGACUCGGAGUACGAGGAGGAACAAACGCCGAGAUACAGGCCCGACUCUUUGGCGAGUCUUUGUCGUGCUACCAGAUUCACAGAGGCAGAGUUGAAGAGAAUAUAUCGUGGCUUCAAGGCGGAAUGUCCCACGGGAGUCGUCAGAGAGGAAACUUUCAAGUGCAUCUAUUCACAAUUCUUUCCACAAGGAGCCAAUACUAGCCAGUACGCGCAUUACGUUUUCAACACCUUGGACCAGGAUCAUAGCGGUAUUCUCAGUUUCGAGGACUUCGUUACUGGUCUCAGCAUACUGUCUCGUGGUUCCAUCGAUGAGAAACUGCGCUGGACAUUUUCUCUUUACGACAUCAAUGGCGACGGUUGCAUCACGAGGGAAGAAAUGACGGACAUCGUGACAGCUGUGUACGAGCUGAUGGGCAAGUUUGCCGAUCCGAAUUUGGAUCACGAGGGUGUACGUGAGAAAGUAGAUCGAAUGUUUCAGAAGAUGGACGGGAACAAGGAUGGGGUGGUGACGCUCUCGGAAUUUCUGGAAGCAUGUCGUGCCGAUCCAGACAUUUCCACGAGUAUGGCGGCAUUGGACACGGCCUUCUGACACUCGGCACGACCACGAUACAUGCCAUGGACCUGAAAACAUUCUGUCGAUUUGGAAAUAUAUAUGUAUGAAUCGCUCAACGUUGUACCUUACCUCCUGGACCAGAGGGGAAAGAAUUUCCUCGAGGUGUAUCACGAAGCGAAGAUCUCGACGAGAGCGAGCCGAGAGGUUAGACCUCCCAGAGGUGUUACUCGUGCGCGAAUUUUCGGGCUCGAAGAGGGAAAGAUCUCGAGGAAAAAAAAAAAGAAACGACGUAGAUUUUUUUCCCCGCAACUUGUUCGAAAACGCGAUUUGUGAAAAGGGAGAGUCGCGUUUAAAAGAUCCGAAAACGACGCGUCGGUUUUUUCGCGGAUGAAAGAAUCCUUCUUUAUCCGUCGUUAAACUUUAAACGAUACGCGAACGACAUCUAUCGAAGAUCGGACGAAAUCGGUCCUAAGAAAAUAGAGAUUGUCCUUUCGAGAUUCGUAGUUCUAGCUAAUUAAUCCAGUAUGCGUAUCGUUAGGUAAGAAAGGAUUAGAUGAAAGACGAUAGAAGCAAAAAAUAUAUAUAUAUAUACUAUAUAUAUAUAUAUAUAAAAAGAUUAGAUAUCAAACAGAGAGAACGAUAUUAAACGAUUGUUAGAUAGUUAUGAACAGAACUUGUUACGAACUGGUUUCUGGUAGUUCGUUUUUUUUAAGGAACGCGCGCUACAAACGAUGAACGAAUAGGUAUAUAUAUAUAUAUAUAGAAAGAGAGAGAGGGAGAGAGAGAAAGAGAGCAGGCUAAUAAAAGAGAGAGAAAAAAAGAAAGAAAGAAUAUUAAUCGUGAAAGAUGAAAUGAAAUAAAAUAAAAGUUAAUUUGGUGUAAGAAAAUGGAUCGAUUUUUUUUUUGAAACGCAAAGAAAGAAAGCGUGCCAUUCGACGUGAAAUUGUGAAAUUGUGGCACUCAGUUCGUGCCAAAGAUAUAGAUCCAAUAAGGAAAAGAAGUCGUGAGAAGCAAUCUGUGCGAGAAUAAUAAUUGAGCUCGGCUUCGACAUUCAUUUUUAUUUCUUUUGUCGCGUUCUUCGCUUACAAACUAAUAUUUCAAAGGAAAAAGCAAGAAAAGAAAGAAAGAAAAGAAAAGGAGGAAGAUGAGAGAAAAGAGAAAGAGAGAGAGGGAAAAAAAACAAUUUCACUUUGGCUCAUGUUUUUAUAUAUCGAGAGAAACGUGUGCACGGUGUUGCAACAAACAAUUAUUCUUAACUAUUCUUAACGAUUUAAAAUAACAAUAACGAUGUAGUCUAGUUUUCUACGACAACCAUAUUUUUUUACGAGACUUAUUCUUUAGAGCAUUUAUAUUUUUAAUUGUGAACUGUUGAAUUUCACUGUAGAAAUUAGCACUGUUUCUUUUUUUUUUCUUCUUCUUUUUUUUAUAAUACGAACAACAUUCGUUUACAUUUGUCACAUCAUAAAGAAAAAUCAUAUUUUCGAUUAAAUCUUCUGAAUUCGUUUUAGCUUGCCGAUAAAAUAAUUCCAAUAACAUUAUUCGUUCUCGUAUCUCGAAGCGAUUGCGAGAUAGAUUUUUAGUUGCGCAACGAGACGCUAUAUAGCGAGCGGAGAUAGAUCGCGUAUUCGUCGCAAGGUGUUCUUCCCAGACAAAAAAAAAAAAAAAGAAAAAAGAAAAAAAAAGAAAAAAAUGAAAAAAGAAAAAAAAACGGGUAGCGGUAAAUUCUCGAGUACGAUUUUUAACGUAUAAUAAUAAAUAUCCAGGAAUCAGCGUGUUUAAACGCACGGCAAACAUUAGCAAGGAAGAGAAUAAAAAAAGGAAAACAAAAAUAAAAAAAGAGAAAAAUAAUUAACGUGAGACGUAAAAAGUAUAUAUACAUAUAUAUAUAUAUAAAAGAGAUAUCGUAAACCCCGCUAGAGCAGCUGGCCAUGUUGGGCGGGGCUCGUUGUUUCUAGUACGUAAGAGAGUAGAUUAAGCGAUAUGAUAAAAGUAUUUAUUUUUGUGACAGGUAAGUGAAUUAAUUAUUAAUCGUGGUAAGAAUUUAGCUCGUAAAGACUGCGUGCUGCUAAAGAGAGAGAACGAGGAGUGGAGGGACGGAGAUGGGGGAGAGGGGCGAGGGAUAAGAAAUAGGAGAGAGACGCAAGGAGGAAGGAGAAGAAGAAAAAGAUGGAAACAAGACACGUGUUGAUUUCCCAUUCAAAACGAUCUUCGAUCAGGACACCGAAUUUUAUUGUAACUAAACGUUUUCGCGAUGACUGGACCAAAGCGUCCGUGGAACGGGCGAUGACGAUUCGAAAUAAUAUAUUUAAUCAUUUUCCAUCACUGCCUAACUUCUGAUUAACUUGUAUAUAAGAACGGUACACUGGAACGUACGGGAAGAAGAAAUAGCAGAAUGCAUCGGGAAAAAGAAGGAAAAAAGGAAAAAGGAAACUUGGAAACUUCGACCGCACCUUGAUGGAAGAAGAAACGAGGAGAUGCCGAAUGUAGAAUCAAUUCGAUAAAUCGCUCGUGAGAUUUUCGUUUCUAUCGUACAUUCACCAGAAGAUAUUUCCGUCAAUUGUGAAAUUAUAUUCAACUCCUUUCGAUCGACUUUUUGCAACUAUGAGUUACUUCGUUCCAAGUUUCAGUUCGUUUUUUUUAUUAAGAGGAAAAAUUGCACCAUGCAUCCGAUCAACGAAGGUGGAUUCUAUAAAAAGGAGGAAAAACGAAACGAAAUAUAUUCAAUGGAAUAUAUGAGAGCGAAAGGAAAAAGGAAUAUCUGUAGUGCACGACGAAAUAGAGAUUUCUCCGAUUUUUAGCAGCGCCUACACUUAGGAUGUAAGAUUUACGUAUAAAAAAAAAAAAGAAAAAAAAAAAGAAAAGGAAAAAAAAAGAAACUGAGGCGAACAAAGUUGCCUCGUAUCAACUCGAUCACUACCGCAUGUCUUUGAAGUUACUGAAGUAAGUAUAGAAAAGACAAAAAGAAACGACGUAAUUAUGUUAUUACUUAGAUAUUUUCAAUUCCCAACCAAAUAUUAGAUCUAGAUAGAUACGUGAGAUAUUUCACGUCCACGUCACAUUGAUCGAGAAUACGAUAGAUCGAAUACGUUAAACAAAUCGAUAUUAACCUAUUUUCGAUUAAUCAAGAUGUCGAAUUAACUUAUUUUCAUUAUCUUUCUAUUAACGAAGUCUGAACUCAAUAGUGAAACAAGUUUUUUUUUUUAUUAUUAUUUACACGCGAGAAGAAAGAAAAAUUAAAACCGGUUAUCGCCUCGAAAUAACAUAGUUCCAUAUUAGAUCUAUUUUAUAAUUGAUCGAUAUGUGUGCAUGCCUCUUACGCUAUACUAUACUAAACACACAAACACGAUCGUAUAUACAUACAUACACACGCGUACGUGCACUAUCACUAACGGUAAAUUGUCUUAUCUUACUUAUACCUAGUGUAUCUAGAGCCUUGCGUCUGUAAGAUCUUGUAUCUUGUAUGAAUUAGAAAAAUUUGAUCGAAACCAAACGAUUAUUGUAUCAUUAGUCAAAAUUAUUACGUGUUUGACGUAUCGUUUAGACCGUUUCGAGAACUUGUAAAGAAAAAAAAAAAAAAUUGAGAUAUAUUAUCUGAAAAAUUUCAAAAGCAAAGAUAAACUCAAACUUACCGAUUCGAAAUAAAAUUGGCAAUCUGAUCGAGGACGAGCGAUACAAAAAUGUCACCUUGAAAAUUUGCAUCGUAUAAUUUAGAUACACGCGAACGAGAAGAAUAACACGAGAUACACACGAACAACUUAACUUAACACAAAAUCUUCCUUUUCCAAACAACUUCGCAAAGCAGAGUAUUUUUCUGGAAUUUUUCCUAAGGACCAGAAUUCAUAUUUUCUAAGAUCAAGGGAAAAUAUCACGUUUCUUCUUAAGUUUAUCGAAGUAGACAAUAAGAAACGAGGUACGAAACGUCGUUGCAUCAGAAUCAGUUUUGAACACGCGUCGCAAUCGAGCGUUACGCGAUUGUCAUUCUAUGUACAGUUUCGAGUAUAAAAAAUAGACGACAGUGAUGGGCAAAA